Aspergillus melleus is the source of this 351-nucleotide messenger RNA. RefSeq names its product putative DUF814 domain protein. The record is from RefSeq and is a predicted model, not a curated record. The coding region runs from base 1 to 351 and encodes 116 amino acids. Lineage: Eukaryota; Fungi; Ascomycota; Eurotiomycetes; Eurotiales; Aspergillaceae. The transcript has a single exon.
AUGAAGGACGGCUCCAUGGCAACGGGACAGGUCUCUUUCCACAACCCCAAGUUGGUCCGUAAAGUGCUCGUCCGAGAGCGCGAAAAUGCCAUCGUCAACCGACUCAACAAGACGCGCGAGGAGAAAUUCCCCGAUCUGAGGGCGGAAAAAGAAGAGUUUCUAAAAAUGAAGAGGAGGGGCGAGAGAAAGUUCAGAGACGAACAACGCACCAAGGAAAAACAGGAGAAGAGAGAGAGGGAACAGCUCAAGUGGCAGAAAGAGCAUGCCUAUGAUGAUCUGUUGAGUGAGGAGAAUGUACAACAAAGCAGCAACCAGGAUCGAGAUCCUGACUUCCUAGAUGACUUCAUGUGA